Molecule: messenger RNA, 2994 nt
Organism: Sparassis crispa
Lineage: Eukaryota; Fungi; Basidiomycota; Agaricomycetes; Polyporales; Sparassidaceae
Exons: 8
Coding region: 1-2994 (997 amino acids)
Source: RefSeq, a predicted model, not a curated record
AUGAGCAGACGCAACAAAAGCAGGCUCGUUGUAGACCUGGAUGACGAGGUUGAGUUUGUGACCAAGGUAGCUAAGCAGACCACUAGGGGAGUACGCUAUGUGGACGUACCUUUGCCCAUGCCCACGGGUUCAAAUGUGCCAUCGCCUUCCAAAAGUCCAUCGAAGGCUCCAGCUUCAGGCCCCUUGUUUAACUUGGAUGAUGGCGACGUCCUGGGCAACAUAGGUGUGCCGAUUCAGCUGGAUCCGGCGGCUCGGAAGACAAAGACCCAGAAUGACUUCAUGAGGGACUGGAUACCCCACCGUGAUGACUAUCUUCAUGCCAUUGUUGAGAUGGAAGCCCCGCCUGAGCCCAGAAACUGUGCGGAAUGCAAGGUUGGCGAGGGACGGUGGCGAUGCCUGGACUGUAUGGGCAGACCGCUCACCUGUAUCGACUGCUGUCGUAACGGCCAUCAGCGUGCUCCUUUCCAUCGGAUAGAGCAUUGGCAGGGUCAGUAUUUUGAGCCAGCAUCACUGUAUUGGGUUGGCGUCUGCAUCCAUUUGGGGCAUGGCGGAGAUCCCUGCCCUCUGGGUGCCUUCACAGCACAUAAUAACCCUGCGCCGGUGGUGGCCCCGGGGUCCAAUUUCUGGAAUGCCUCCAAUGAAGACCUAAAUGCACAUGAUGGCGAGGUCCCAUUCAACUUUGCACCUCUGGCAGGCACCCUUAACGGUGAAGCAAGGCAAACCGACGAUGCUCCCGAUCCCACUUGGGAGGAAGAUGUGCCACCGGUGCUCUCCCGGCCACCUCGCCGUGAUAGUUACAGGAAUCGCAUCAUAGUCAUUGUCGACAUCUCUGGCGUUCACCAUAUCGGCGUUGACUGGUGCCAGUGUGAGAUGGCAGUGGAGCGUGACAUGCAGCUUCUUCAAAUGGGACUUUACCCUGGUACCAUCAAGGAUCCCCAUACCGCCUUCACAUUCGCCGUCCUCGACGAUUUCCUUCUGGAGAACAAAGAGUGCAAGACAGCGGCAUUGAACUACUACAGCAAGCUCAAACGGGUCAUGAGCAAUGCCUUCCCUGGCACCAUUCCCGACCGUUAUCGUGAGCUGAUGCGGGUGUCCCACCAAUGGCGCCAACUCAAAUAUCGCAAGUGGCACGGCUUCUCACACGAUGCCCUCCGUCCUGUGGAGAAGGGUGGCCUCGCCAUCUUUUGUCCUGCCUGUCCCCAGCCUGGGCUCAACCUGCCUUUCGAUUGGCAAGCGGAUCCAGUGCAGUGGAAGUUCAAAUGCGGCUUUGUCAUGGAUGGAAAUUUCAGUGCAGAGCACAUGAAGAUGAAGCACCCCGAGGAGGACGUCGCCCUCAGUGACGGCCAGGCAUUCAUGGUCGGCCAAGAGGAUUACAAGGCUCAUCUGGCGGUGGCCAUGGAGUCGCAUCAGCGCUCCACUUGUCAUGAGCACCGCGCUGUCAAUCAGGCCAAUGUGGAUCGCGCCAACCUCGACGCCACAGGAAUCGGGGCCACUGCUUGCGCCAGACAUGGUUUCUUCGUCCCUCAUACUGUCGUCGAUUUCCAGAAGGGAGAAAGACAAAUGAAUAUGGAUUACUCUCUCAGCAAUGCACUCCUGACCCUCACCGGUAUCACCCUCGUCCUCGUCAUGUACGACAUCAUGUGCCAGUAUGGCGUCCAUGUCCGCAAACAUUUCCGCCACAGCGCCUAUCUGAGGAUGCCCUUCGAGCUCAAGGUAGACCAAGGCAUCAGCUUGUUUCAUGUGCACGGACACCAAGAUUGCUGCUUCCAACGGUUCUCGCCCAACUUUAUAGUUGGCGCUGGUAUGGUCGAUGGCGAGGUCAUUGAGACCCUGUGGGUGCCAACAAAUGAGGUCUCAGGCAGUACCAGGGGCAUGACCCGAGCUCACCACCAAGAAGUCCUUGAUGAUCACAUGAAUGACUCCAACUGGAAGAAGACGACUCGCAUGGAUGAGCCUGUGCCAACCUUGAUGACAAAGUGGAAACGCGUGCUCCUGGGCUUCCCACGAAGCAAGGAGUCCUUUGAAGCUUUAUCUGCAUCCACAGAUGAGGAUGUCCUUGAGGCAUGGCAGAAGGAGUACGAUGACGCUAUGGAGGCUCGCCAAAAUGAUCCGAAGAUCAUGGACACCUUCAAUGUCCAGCUCAUGAAGGCCCCGGGUAAAGACCUCACCCAACUCAGACUGGCGGGCGAGGAGUCCGCCAAGGGCUUGGAGAAGGGCACCGCCGGAUGGUUGUCGACUGGCCUCAAAAUUCAAGAAGCACAGCUUAAGCUUGCGAAUGAUAUCCGCAAGGCGAGUCAAAAUCCGAGCGUGGCGGAGGACCUCAAGACUCUCGAGCGCCAUCAGCGCCUCGAAGUCAGCAUUCUCACAUUCCAACGUCGCUCUGAGAAGUUCAUGGGAAGGUUGGAGGACGUUCCCGCCAUGGAAGAUCGUGACGAUGAUGCGCUCUGGGAUUCCUUGGAUGAGAAUCCUUUUCAAAUACACCCGGAGGACGCUGAGUAUGGUGAGGAUGCAAUUCCUCCCGAGCGAGCUUCCUUGAAUUUACCUUCGCAGAUAGGAUUCGUGGCCGCCAUCGCCAACAGGCUCCAGACCCUGGCGGCCCAAGAGUUGGAGUUGCGCAAAGGCCUGAUGAAUGACAUCCUCCACGAGCUUCGCAUGGCGCGUGGACUGAAGUCUUACCUCUACCGCAAGAGGGUUCAUCCCGCCAACAGCAUCGGAACCAUGACCCGUGCACAGGCGGAGGUUCAUGCUGCCGAUCAGACCGUCUUGGCCUGCGCCAGGCUCUAUUCCGCCAACCGACGCGCCAUUAUGCGCUUGGAUGCCACCGAUGAAGACUUGGCCCUCUAUCGCCCUUUGGAUAAGAAGGACCUGCACGUGAAGACUGCCGUCAUCGAGGCUAGCACCUCCGGGCUCAGGAACGUCAACCUGGCUUGGUUCUGGACCAUGGAUGUCGCUGGAGAUCGAGGUUCAUCAGAAUGGAUGGACGAGUGUUCGUAA